CCAAGGACAUGUCGUAACGUGCCGUCGUUUGAACGCGUUCCGCAGAUGAUCCUGGUUGGUUUUGCAGCGUUUGUAAUGGAAAACGUGCCUUCGGUAACUAUGUGUCUGGAUCAGUGCACAAACCCACCACCGGAAACUGGUGAAAAUUUCGAGUGCAAAUCAGUAAUGUAUUAUUACAACGAGCAGGAAUGCAUACUAAAUGCAGAAACGCGGGAAACAAAGCCAGAUCUGUUCAUUCCGGAAGGCGAAGAGUUCCAGGUUGAUUACUUUGAUAUCACGUGCCACUUGCGAGCCGAAACAUGUCCGAACGGUACGUCACUUCAUGCCGUUCGUACUAUCAAUGCCGCACUGCCUGAGGGCGAAGGAUCAAUUCAUAUUCUGCAGUCUGCUGGAAAUUCAGUCACCGAAUGCUUAGUAAAGUGUUACGGGAUGGCGGCCGAGAAAUGUCGUGCAUUCAAUUUUGAUAAGCAGACGUCCGAUUGUGAUCUGUUGUACGUCGACGGCAAAACAACUUUACGGCCGGCGGUCCGCUCGGGCAUUGAUCUCUACGACCUUCACUGCCUUGCUGCUGGUACCAACCAUUACUACUAA
Gongylonema pulchrum is the source of this 591-nucleotide messenger RNA. The record is from the annotation of a GenBank genome assembly. NCBI's taxonomy places the organism in Eukaryota, Metazoa, Nematoda, Chromadorea, Rhabditida, Gongylonematidae.